AUGCCCGCCAGCGGCGCCGACUCGCUGAAGCCCGGCGCCUUCAUCCCGGUGUGCACGGCCGCCUGCCUCCUGGUCGGCUCGACCUCCCUCUUCUUCGUCUUUACAUGCCCGUGGCUGGCUGUGACCAUCUGCCCUGCUGUGCCACCAUGCUGCGCUAUCCUCUUCCUUUUUGUGCUGGCCAACUUCACCAUGGCAACCUUUAUGGAUGCUGGUGUGCUGCCAAUGGCAAACGAGGACGAGGACAAGGAUGACGAGUUCCGCGCGCCGCUGUAUAAGAACGUGGACGUGAAGGGCGUCCAAGUGCGGAUGAAGUGGUGUGCCUCGUGUCAUUUCUACAGACCUCCACGCUGCUCCCACUGCAGCGUGUGCGAUCACUGUGUGGAGGAUUUUGACCACCACUGUCCCUGGGUGAACAACUGCAUCGGGAGGCGGAACUACCGCUACUUCUUCCUGUUCCUGCUGUCGCUGACAGUUCACAUGAUCGGCGUCUUCACCUUUGGCCUCAUAUAUGUCCUGCACCACAUGGAGGAACUAUGGAAGCUGCACUGCACUGUCACUCUGGUGGUGAUCAGUAUAUCAGGGCUGUUUCUUAUCCCGGUCCUGGGUCUCACUGGAUUUCACCUGUACCUGGUGUCCAGAGGACGCACCACCAAUGAACAAGUAACUGGGAAGUUUCAGGGAGGAGUCAAUCCUUUCACACGAGGUUGUUGCAACAACCUGGAGUAUCUGGUUUGCAGUCCCAUCUCUCCAAAGUACACAGCGAGACCCUACAAGAAAACAGUGAUCCAUGUUCAGCCUCCGUUCCUGAGGCCGGAGAUCGACAGGCAGAUGCCAGUGAAAGUCAGAGACAACGGGAUCCAGAGUCAGGAUCUUCAGAAUAAACGAACCUCAGCCGGAGCUGUCGAGCUGUCAGACAUCAAACAACUGAAAACUCCACCGCCGCUGCCACCAAAGCCAGACCACAGCCUGCUGAGGAGCCAACUAUCUGACAUAGAUGAGAUGGUACAUCAUACUAAAUCCAUCAUUCCUGUAUCCAUUCCCACCGUGCCGCAGCUGCGCCCCGUGCUGGAAGCCAUAUCCAGAGGAUCGUCACCCAUUCCUCCAGAACAGUUGCUGAAGACGUCAGAGCAGCAAGGGAACAACAAAGGUCCUGACCUCCGCUCUGAUUCUAAAGAAAGCCCUGCGAGAGGCAGUCAGCAGGCCAGCCUGCCUGUCCAGACCAACAGCAUCUCCAGCUCACUGCAGCUCAACUCUCUGACACUCAACUCCCGCUCUCUCACCCUCAAACACAGCAAUCGCCACGGCAGCAAAUCCCAGCUACCCUCCGUGCAUGGUGAUGGUUUGGGAACCAAUCCCCCACUGGGCAUCAUCGCCUCCUCCGGCCUGCUGGCCAACCACAGCAGCAGCCUCUCCUACGAUAACCUCAUCAAACCUGCAGACCCUCAGUUCCUGGCUCAGAGAGGGGCUCCUCCAGUUGGGUACCACCCUCACUUUAUGGCUCUGGCCACAGAUGGGACUGUGGUUCAGCGUCCCUCUCCUCAUGCCUACAGCCCUGUGUUUAUGGGCGUUGCCAGACAGUCUCCUCAACCUCGAGAUCCCUCACCUUCUUUGCAGGGCUUCGCCUCUAGGGAUCCCUCGCCUUCCUUCCAAGGUUUCAUCCAAAGAGACCCUUCUCCGGCUUUUCAAGGGCUGAUGCCAAGAGACCUUGCGUCCCAAAGCGUGACAUCACGAGACCUCACCCCUCCAGGUCUGACGAUGCGAGAUAUGACCUCUCAAAGUCUCCGAGACAGCCUCCGCGAUCUCGGUCCACAGGGCUUGACACCUCAGAAAUCUGCCGCCAUGCGCUAUGACAACUUUUCAAAAACCCUCAUGGCAUCUAUCCACGAGAGACGGGAGAUGGAGGAGAGGGACAGGAUGCUGCGUCUCCAAGCCAGAUCCCAGGCCCUCUAUGGCCCAGAUAUGGGGAUCUAUGACAUCCCCAGCAGGAGGAGUCUACCCCCGGACAACAUCAGACCACCAGGCUCACGUGGCCCGACCCCCCCGGCCUACGGCUCCAGGGAGUUUCUGAUGAGCACAGGCAUCCUCGGUUAUAGCAUGAGGACCUCGCCUCUCUCCAGCUCCUCCACGUCGUCGCUAACUCGAGGCCCGAAAACAUCCAGCUCUCCUCUGCAGAGCAGCAGCAGCAGCAGCCUCCAAAGCAAGGGCAGGUCUUCCUCUCCGGCUUACUGCACUCCUGACAGACAGACUCAACCCCUCCCGUCCUCUACAUCCACUCUGCCCCGUUUAGCGUCCUCCUCCACCUCCUCUGCGCCCUUGUAUGCCUCCUAUGCCACCGCGAAAAGAUCCUCGCUCACGUACUCCUCUGAGGGGAAGGACUCAGUCACCCUGGGAGCCCUGAAAUGAAAAAAAAAGAAACAUACUCUAUGUUUCUGAUGGUGUGAAUGAAUCAUCUAUGCAGUGUUAGACUCAGUCUUCACAGCUCCAAAAUACUUUGUAAAUAAGAGGCCAUUUGGGACUCUCCUGUGUGGGAGGGUGUGUGAGAAACAAAUACACAGUGCAGAAUAAACUUAGAAAUAUUCUUGCAAAGUCAUGUAAGUUUUACCAAAUCCGAACAAACGGUGAAUCUCAGGAUAGUUGUGCCUCCUCUCAGAAGCAGAGCGAGCUCUACAAACUCAGCAGAAGCUGCAGGGCUUUGUGAGGAAUACAGAUUAACUUAUUAUCUGUUUGUAUGUGUUUUGAUAUUGCUUUUUGUGGAACAAUGUAACACUGUAUCAUCUAAUUUGU
Molecule: messenger RNA, 2784 nt
Organism: Chelmon rostratus (copperband butterflyfish)
Lineage: Eukaryota; Metazoa; Chordata; Actinopteri; Chaetodontiformes; Chaetodontidae
Gene: zdhhc8a
Product: zinc finger DHHC-type palmitoyltransferase 8a
Exons: 10
Coding region: 1-2403 (800 amino acids)
Biological process (GO): protein palmitoylation
Molecular function (GO): palmitoyltransferase activity
Source: RefSeq, a predicted model, not a curated record